AGCCAGUCUUUCUUGCUUUUAGUGAUAUUAAGGUAGGUAGUCAGAGAAACAUGGAGAAGACAUUCGGGUUGAGCCACCUUUUCAUGACCAUUUUUCUGCAUCACUUCUCCACGUUCAUGGUGAUCCCCGCCAUCACCGACGUCACAAUGACCGCGCUUUGUCCUGGAAGAGAUGAAUGUUCAUUAGCCAUUUACCUCACCGGAUUUCAACAAGCGAUUACUGGAGUGGGAACUCUUGUGAUGAUGCCUUUGGUGGGAAAUCUCUCUGACAAAUAUGGAAGGAAAGCUUUGCUCACGGUUCCAUUCUGUCUCACCAUUUUUCCAUUAGCCAUAUUGGCAUACAGCAGGACGACGGGCUUCUUCUAUGCGUACUACAUUCUCAGGACUCUCACUGCCAUGGUUUGUGAAGGAAGCGUACAUUGCCUUUCCCUUGCUUAUGUGGCGGACAAUGUUCCAGAAGGGCGACGAGCUUCUGUGUUUGGAAUAUUAGCAGGGAUUGGAUCUUGUGCUUUCGUCUGUGGAAACAUAUCCACUCGUUUCCUCACCACUUCCUCAACUUUCCAGGUUGCUACAUCAGUAGCUAUUGUAGCUGCAUUGUAUAUGAGGAUUCUCCUCCCGGAUUCAAUCAGGAGUGAUCAUGAACGUCUUAAGACUCCGAUACUCUCAAAGGGGAAAGCAGCCAUUAGUUGUCCAGUGGAAGAGAAAGAUUCAACUAACAAAGUUCAACUAUUUCAAGGACUCCCUUCUAUUCAGGAUGCGGUCUUCUUGUUGAAGAGCAGCACAAUAUUUUCACAGGCUGCGGUGGUAGCAUUUUUCAGUAAUCUUGCCGAUCUUGGUCUCCAUGCUUCAACGCUGUAUUACCUAAAGGCCAAGUUUCACUUCAACAAGAAUCAGUUUGCUGACUUAAUGGUGAUUUCAGGGAUUGCAGGGGCUAUAUCUCAGCUACUUCUGAUGCCCAUAUUGGCUCCUGUUCUAGGAGAGGAGAGACUGCUUUCUAUCGGACUCCUAUUUAACUGUGCUCAUGUGUGUAGCUUGCCGCCUUCUCACUUGCAGAAAAAUGUUCCUUAUGCAGCUGCUGUAUUCUCUGUUUUGUUUGUAUUCUCACAGCCAUGCAUGCGGACCAUUGUAUCUAAACAAGUUGGGCCCUGUGAGCAGGGGAAGGCUCAAGGCUGCAUUUCGGGCAUAUGUUCAUUGGCUGGUAUUAUCUCUCCCUUAGCUUUCUCCCCCCUAACAGCUCUAUUCCUCUCUGAACGAGCACCCUUCAAUUUCCCUGGUUUCAGUAUUAUGUGCACUGGAUUUGUUUCGAUGAUAGCCUUCAUUCAGAGUAUCAUGAUAAGGGCAGCUCCUCGAAUCCCACUUGAGAGAGUCAGCGGCUGCAACACUGAUGCUCUGGCCUAGUGGCAGGGAUGUGCUCUUCCUGCUGGGCCUCAUUAUAUUCUAAAUCUUACAGUGAGGCCAGCAUAUAAAAGAGAAGUAGAGAUUUUUACGUAGCAUUUAAGUUAUCAGACUAAGAUUUCUGCAGCCAGGGAUUUCUCAAAAUGCUGGAGUCUAAUUCUGGAAGCACUCCACCCCAUUUUGACAAUUCUGUGUUUUUGUAUUAUUUAUAUAGGCUAAAAAGAUGUGGUCUGGCAUGCAAUGUUUUUGUAUUUACAACUUGUUAAAUAUGAAAUUUGAUGGAAAUGAUAGUCAUGGAUCAUUGCAUAGAGAUCAAAAUUUGUAUGAACGAAUCAGUCUUGUGAAAGACACAGUGGGAAUGAAAUGUUUGUGAUUAAAGUAGAAUAACAAUGAAAUUUUAUGGUUUAA
Molecule: messenger RNA, 1802 nt
Organism: Mangifera indica (mango)
Lineage: Eukaryota; Viridiplantae; Streptophyta; Magnoliopsida; Sapindales; Anacardiaceae
Product: tetracycline resistance protein, class H
Exons: 13
Coding region: 51-1397 (448 amino acids)
Biological process (GO): transmembrane transport
Molecular function (GO): transmembrane transporter activity
Source: RefSeq, a predicted model, not a curated record